Myiozetetes cayanensis is the source of this 480-nucleotide messenger RNA. RefSeq names its product delta(3,5)-Delta(2,4)-dienoyl-CoA isomerase, mitochondrial-like. Gene Ontology annotation, cellular component: mitochondrion. The annotation marks the transcript as partial. The record is from RefSeq and is a predicted model, not a curated record. Lineage: Eukaryota; Metazoa; Chordata; Aves; Passeriformes; Tyrannidae. Gene Ontology annotation, molecular function: delta(3,5)-delta(2,4)-dienoyl-CoA isomerase activity. The transcript has 5 exons.
UCUGGCUCCCCAUUGGCUGCGGUACCGGAAGGCGGCAGCGCCCCCUGGCGGCGGAGCGGGGGUCGAUGGCGCUGGGGGUCGCGAGGCUGCUCCGGGCACCGCUGCGGGUGCUGCGUCGCUCGAUGGCGUCGGAGGCUGCGGAGCCCUCGGGGACCCCCCCUGAAAAAUUCCAGACCCCCCCAGGAGAAUUCCAGACCCCCCCAGGAGAAUUCCAGACCCCCCCGGAAUUCCAGACCCUGCGGGUGCUGCGGGAACGGGAGCACGUCCUGCACGUGGAGCUCAACCGGCCCAGCAAGAGAAACGCCCUCAACCUCACCUGCUGGAGCAAGAGAAACGCCCUCAACCUCACCUGCUGGAGCAAGAGAAACGCCCUCAACCUCACCUGCUGGAGGGAGCUGGUGCAAUGUUUCCAGGCCGUCUCCCGGGACCCCUCGUGCCGCGCCGUCGUCAUCUCGGGCGCCGGGAACGCCUUCACAUCCG